Molecule: messenger RNA, 1840 nt
Organism: Camellia sinensis
Lineage: Eukaryota; Viridiplantae; Streptophyta; Magnoliopsida; Ericales; Theaceae
Source: RefSeq, a predicted model, not a curated record
GUGAGCAAAUAAUUUUGUCACCAAUUUCGGAGGGAAAAUUGAGCGGCAAAAGAAAACCCAAAAUAGGCUACUAAAUUUUUUCGUUUGUCUUCUGAACAUAGAAUUUGUAAGCUGCAAAAUGUAUUAGAUGAGAGGGAGAAGAGAGAGGGUUCGAAGGGAAGACUGAUUUGUGUGGCGCGAAACUUCGACUUCGAACGGUGCUCUCCGUUCAGCGGUGGCAACGAUUGACGGUUCCAUUCUUGAGAACAAGAGAUGCCACAGGGGUUUCGUUUACAGUCUCAUUCGGGCCCAUUAACUCACACCCCAGAGGAAGGGAUGGAUCCCCCAGGUCAAGAGGUUGGUACCCAACCCUUACCACCUCAUAAUGUGCAACCUGAGCAUGAGGUGACUGCAUCUAGCAGCGUUGCACCACAUGACAAACGAGGUCAUGGCCCGACACGCGGCAUACAAGCCCAACGCAUUGUCGAGAAAGAUGGAAAGAUGGUGGUUCCUGUACCUGAACAGUUUCGUGCGCCAGUAGGAGAUCAAACCUCUAAGCUGGCCUCCAAGAUUGGUAUAGAGGUUCAAACACAAUUACCAGACUUGAGCGUUCGUAGGUGGAAGAAGGUUAAUGAUGCUGAUAAGAAGCCGAUGAUCCAACGCUUGGAGGAUCAGUUUGAUCUACAAGGCAAUCCAAGCGAUGUAGCAAGGACUUUAAACACACACUUUGGUCGGCGAUUAAGUACCUUCACCUAUAGGUUGCACAAACAAUACAAGCAACUUAAGGAUGCAAGAGGGGAGGAGUACGCGAGAAGCCACCCACCUGCAAGUGUUACUCUUAAUCAGUGGACAUCUCUAAUUGACAAGAAAUGGAAUAGUAAAGAAUUCAUGGAACAAUCACUAACUAAUGUGAAUAAUAGGAUGCAAAUGAAAACAAAACAUAGAUGUGGAUCAAAAUCAAUCCCGGUCAGGGUGCAUAGCUCGGACAACAUGAUACAGACACAAGCAGAACAUCUCUCGCAGACUGGUGCGAUCCCCUUGAGCUCAGAGGAGUUGUCAGUCAAGGUGCUUAAGCCAAGGUCAGGUUAUGUGAAAGGACUCGGCAUGAGGCCUUCUUCUUCUAUGAAGACUAUAGUUGCACCUGCUGAAAAUAGUGACUAUGUUCAACACCUUGAAAUGCAAAUAGCACAGCAAAAUGAACAAAUUGCAAGGUUUCAAAAGUCAGAGAAGCAACAAAACAAGAAGAUACAAAGUAUCAUAGAGUGUUUGAGGCAGAAAGGUAUCACGGGAAAUUUUGAGAGUGGGGAAAGUUCAGAUUCUGAUAGACAAGCUUCUUGGUUAGUAUAUUAUGUUUAUAUGUCAAUUUAGUAGAAAAUUUCUUCUUCAACUAGGGUAGAAUAAAAAACUACUUUUGACAUUUAGGCACAAGGUCCCGGGAAAAUAAUGAAAUAUGCAUGUAAAGGCCCAAAAAACAUCACAAACACCUUGAGACGGAGCACCAUAAGAUGUGUAAACUUACGGAACAAGCACUUGGCUUCCUACUGGAACAAGCAUGUGACUCCUAGUUUGAAAACUACUUUGAAUUAUGUCUUUUUCCACCACUUAAGGUUGAAAAUAGACCAUUAAGGGACAAAAUAAUGAAAUAUGAACAAGAAGGCCCGGGAAACAUCAUGAACACCUUGACAGAACCAAUGUAAAUUGUGAAAACUUAUAGAACAAGCACGAGACUCCCAAUUUAAAAACUACUUUGAAAUUUGUAAAGUUCCAACACUUACGCAUGAAAAUAAGCCAUCGAGGAGCAAAAUCGUUAAAUAGGCACAAAAAAGUUUAGAAAUUAUCAUGGACACCUUGGGAGGGAUCA